This is a messenger RNA of Emys orbicularis (European pond turtle), 909 nucleotides long. It is a transcript of the gene TMEM119, whose product is annotated as transmembrane protein 119. The transcript has a single exon. Gene Ontology annotation, biological process: positive regulation of osteoblast differentiation; ossification; positive regulation of bone mineralization. Gene Ontology annotation, cellular component: plasma membrane. Lineage: Eukaryota; Metazoa; Chordata; Testudines; Emydidae. Bases 1 to 909 code for a protein of 302 amino acids. The record is from RefSeq and is a predicted model, not a curated record.
AUGGCUGCUCCAGCUACGGUCUGUGUGCUCCUUAUGCUCAUGGCACCUCUGUGCAUCACGCGAUCGACACGCAUCCAGGCGACUGUCCUGGAUGAUAAUAGUGGGAGUGGAGACAAUCCGGGUGCCUCCAUCCCCUCCUCUGCGAGUGUGAAUUUCGGGGUGAAUCCUACAUCCGGGACUAUUGCUGUGAACUUUGUCAAUGGCACCUCGACUUCAAUCAACAUCUUCGAUAGGAUUGUGAACUUCUUUAAAGAGUACAUGCUGCUAAUCAUUGUGGUAGGGUCCUUAGUUUUUGUGCUGCUCUUCAUUGUAUGUGCAGCCGUCAUCGUCCGGCAGAAACACAAGGCCUCUGCCUAUUACCCGUCGUCGUUUCCGAAGAAGAAGUACGUGGACCAGAAUGACCGGUCGGGGGGUGCCAAAGCUUUCAGUGAAGUUCCUGAAAAGGCUCCUGAGACGCACCCGGAGGAGCCCGUGGACUCCUCCAAACAGCUGCAAGCUGAUAUAUUGGCUGCUGCCCAGAACUUGAAAUCCCCAGCCAAGGUCUGCAUGGCAAAUGGAGAUGGGACCAAAAUAGAGGAUAAGCCCCCAAAAGAAGAGGAGGAAGGGACCAAAGUGGAGGACGACAAACUAACAGCUGAGUGUGUUUCCAAAGAACAGGCGGCUCCCCAGGACAAAGCUGAACCAGCAAAAGAGACGCCAGCUCCAAAUUGCACAGCAGAAACGGAGGCCAAAGGAGAAGAACCUCCCUCCACUGAGGAAGUUCAGCACGUGGAGCAGGCCAAUGAGUCAUCACCAGAAGAGCUCAAAGAAUGCCCCGGGGCUGCCGAUCCCGUCAUGCAACCCCCUGAAGGUGAGAAGCAAGAUGUGUCUGUUCCAGCGGCUCCUGAUGCCUGUGCUCCGGGUGUCUAA